Molecule: messenger RNA, 1882 nt
Organism: Onychostoma macrolepis
Lineage: Eukaryota; Metazoa; Chordata; Actinopteri; Cypriniformes; Cyprinidae
Product: carcinoembryonic antigen-related cell adhesion molecule 2-like
Exons: 9
Coding region: 265-1383 (372 amino acids)
Cellular component (GO): plasma membrane
Source: RefSeq, a predicted model, not a curated record
GUGGUGUAGCUCACUUCCUGUGCCUCUGCUGCUGCUGCUUAUGUUUGCGUCUUGCUUAUGUCAGUCUCUGUUAAGACUGUUGUUCUCACAGAUAUGGAUUUUUUGAUGACAGAGCCAGCUUAUAAACUUUUUAUCUUUUUAUGCAUGAUACAACAAGACUAGGUCUCUAUACAUAAAAGGACAUCAAAUUACACUACAGAUGACAUUGGACAUUUCAGUACUCUGACUAUCACUUAUGAAAUUGAUUUAUCAGGAACAUAUGGAAUGCUUAUACAUUACAAUGCUUUUGCAACUGCUGUGGAGGGACAGAACAUCAGCUUGCAGUGCAUUGUGGGAGAGGAGCAUUACAUCAAAAUUAUCCAGCUGGAAUGGAUUAAACAGCAAAAAGAUAAUGAGAGGAACGAUAAGAAGAUUGUAGUGUUCCAUCCUGGGUUGGCAAUACAUUAUUUUCAAUCUGGUCCUCUUCUGGAGACAGUGACCAGUUCAAAAACUGGGGAGCUACAGGGCUCAAUCCUGACUCUGCAUAAAGUUACAGAGAAUGACAGUGCAAACUAUAUUUGCGAAAUUACUUCUUAUCCUAAUGGCUUGAUUAAAAGAACCACAAAGCUGCAAGUGACAGAGCCUCCAACAUCAGUGAAGAUGCCAUAUCCAUAUGGAUUCAUAAAAGAGGGAGAUGAAGUGAAAAUAACUUGUUCAGCGAGCCCUCCACCACUCCGUUAUAAACUUGGAAGGUCAAAGGACAAGAUAUUUUUUCUGGAAAGCUCAAAUGGAGAGUUCAUUUUACUCAACGUCACCAGAAACGACAGCGAUCUGUACAUCUGUUUACCAGAAUGGGACUCGUUAGUCCGAAAUCAGCAAGGUCUCAAUGCCACCGUGGAACUGACUGUGAAUUUUCUUGAUGGCAUUGAGUGUAACACAAGCAGCCCUUUAAACGUCAGCGCUGGUGAAGAUGUGGCACUUUCUUGUGUCGCAACAGCAUCACAGUACUUGCAGUAUAAGUGGAUGAGAGGUGACACAACACUGUCUCUCUCAGACUCUUUGUCUCUGACCUCCGUAACAUCUGACCAAUCAGGAACAUACAAACUGACAGCUGUCUUUCUGGACAAUCAACUGCAGACAGACAUGGAGUUUACUAUUCAUGUUCUCUCAAAGCAAAGCGAAGAUCCAGCUACCAGAAGAAAAACAGAUGCCUCUGUUAUAACAAAGAAAAACAUCACCACCACUGUUACAACAUCAAAAGCAUCAAAAAACUCAGCAUAUAUCGCCGUCCCGAUUGGGUUGCUGUUGCUCGUGUUGAUUGUGCUUCUAUACAGAAGACACCAGAACCAAAAAAAUGGAUAUGCCACCUCCCCCAGUGAAAUACACUUCAGUGAAGAACCAUGAUGUCCCUAUGACUGAUAUUCUAGUGUGAAUGUAUCAUGCUCUUGAGAACCCAAAAACCGUGGGCCACAUAUAUGCUGACAGGAAGAUUUCUCCCUAAAGGCCUCAUCCAAAAAUGAAAAUUGUUUCAUGAAUUACUCAUCCUCAUGAAGUUCUGUAGUCCACGCAACCAAUACUUUGAUGCUUCAAAAAGUUCAUGAAGGCAUUGUAAAUGUAACCCAUAUGAAUCACCCAGUUUAAUUUAAUUUAAUGUUAAUUUAAGCUUUUAUUCACAUAUAAACAUUGAUUAGUGCAUAAAUGACAUCAAAUAUGUUGUAAAAUAUGUUUGUAAUUUUUAUUUUAACUUGUUUUUUUUUACUUUUUACCAUUCUAUUUUGUUAUAUUUUUGGGUUAAUAUAAAAUCACCCAUAUGUUUAUGUUUUUAUGUGAUUUUUAAAGUACUUUUUACUUAUUGUCUCCGUAUGAAUGAAUAGCUUGUACAUUACAUUUUUUGGUAAUUUUG